AUGUCAGAUUGGGGUGGGUUUUCGGACGCAGAACUUCGCCACCUCCGAAGUGGCGGCGAUUCAACAGCGACCAAAGCUAAACCAGCCUCGUCCAAAUCGCCGAAAAAGGCACUCGCCGCUAAAAAGACCUCAAAGCCAAAACCGCCGAAAAAAUUACCUGAUGAAGCCCUCCUUCCUACUAGUACAAACGCUGAACCAGCUAAACAGGAACCCAAAGAAGAAAUCCAAGUGAACAAAGUUGACACCUCAUCAAAUCAACCUGAAGUACCGGAUUUUAUUGAAGAAGAAGUGGCCGAGCAAAAGAAAAAGAUGGAGAUCCAAGAAGUCGAGAAGAUCCAAAAAGAGAUGGAGGAGAAGAAUAAAAGGCGAAGAGCCGCUCUAGCUCAAGAAGUCAUCUCUCGCCAAAAGAAAGCUGCAUUGGAAAGCAAAAUGCUCGCGACGAUUCAGGAUGAAUUAGUUAAAUUGGAUAACCUGCUUAAUGCGGACGUUGCCGUAAUCCGCGAUCAAAUCGACAAGGCUUGCGUAGAAUUUAGCGAAGCAAAUCGUCGAUUUCAAACAGCAGAGAAAGAGUACGUCGAUGCUAAGUUCGACCUCCAGCAAAAACUGAGACAAAGCAAAGAAAAAGCAGCUGAAGAAGCUGAGAAAAAUUCACAGAGCACUGAAGCACCUGAAAACACCACUGAAAACACUGAAGAGGCGGCACCUGCUGCCUCUCCGACGCCUCAAGAAAUCUCAAGAGAUCAACCUGCUCAAGACCUAUCAAAGCCUGCUGCUGAAACUCCAUCGAGCUAA
Molecule: messenger RNA, 792 nt
Organism: Oikopleura dioica
Lineage: Eukaryota; Metazoa; Chordata; Appendicularia; Copelata; Oikopleuridae
Source: the annotation of a GenBank genome assembly